CACAAAGAAAUUAAGAAGCAGUAGCAGCCAUGGGCGAACGAGGAGUAGUGCUACUGCAAUUCACGGUUAUAUGGAUGCUAUUGGCAGCCAUGGCAGCACCGGCAGCUGCUCAAGCCAAGCCCCGCUGCCUGGAUCGCUGUGGCAACGUUAGCAUCCCAUACCCAUUUGGCACAACCAAAGACUGCUACCACAGUGAACAAUUUCUGUUGAACUGCAACGAUUCUGUAGUGCCUCCCAAACUAACCAUAGGGAAAGGUGUAGAGGUGGUGAGCAUCUCCCCGGAAUUAGGUGAGUUGCAAAUCUUGAACUAUGUGGGCAGUGAUUGUUAUAAUAGUUCUGGCGGGCCGGUUUACGAGAACGACCCCAUGCUGCGUUCAGGCCGAGGUUACACAAUCUCUGGAAGGAACAAGUUCAUUGCAGUUGGCUGCGACACCUACGCGAUUGUUCGGGCUUAUAAAGGUGAAGAAAGGUACACAACUGGGUGCAUGUCCGUAUGUGAUAGCAUCACAAAUGUAAAAAAUGGAUCUUGCUCUGGGAUUGGUUGUUGUGAGACCUCCAUUCCUGAAGGAACUACCAAUUUUACUGUUAAGUUAAGCAGCUAUAAUAACCACAGAAGCGUUUGGGCCUUCAAUCCCUGCAGCUAUGCUUUUGUUGUUGAAGAAACACACUUCAAGUUCUCUACCAAUCAAUUUACGGAUCUCAAAAAUACAGAACAGCUUCCCGUGGUGUUCGACUGGAGAAUAGGCAAAGAAAUGUGCAAGGCAGCACGAAAAACCGAGACUUACGCCUGUAAGGAGAAAAGCGAGUGCUACGAACCCGAUGAUUGGUCCGGCUAUCUUUGCAAGUGCUUGGAUGGUUACCAUGGGAAUCCUUACCUCCCUGGUGGUUGCGCAGAUAUUAAUGAAUGUGAUGAUCCAAGCCUCCAUAAGUGUGUAAACAAAGCAAGGUGCAUGAACACCCCAGGGAAUUACACUUGUUCUUGCCCCAAGGGGUACCAUGGGGGUGGCAGAGAAGAUGGUGAUGGCUGUAAUCCAAAUAAGUUGCAAGUCAUUCAGGUUGCCCUCGGUGUCAGCAUUGGCGUUAUAUCAUUACUAAUGGGUAGCUCUUGGUUAUACUGGGGACUCAAGAAAAGGAAGUUCAUUAAACUCAAAAAGAAGUUCUUUGAGCAAAAUGGUGGUUUAAUGCUGCGCCAACAACUGUCUAGUCAAGAAGGAUCCAAUGAAACAGUUAAAAUCUUUUCUGCUGAAGAGCUUGAGAAGGCUACCGACAAGUAUGCUGAGAAUAAAAUCAUUGGUCAAGGGGGAUAUGGAACAGUUUAUAAAGGAACUUUAAUUAAUGGGAGAAUAGUUGCGAUCAAGAAGUCGAAGAUGGUGGAUAAAAGUCAAAUUGAGCAAUUCAUAAAUGAAGUGCUUGUGUUGACUCAAAUCAAUCAUCGAAAUGUAGUAAAGCUUUUGGGUUGUUGCUUAGAAACAGAAGUUCCUCUGCUAGUUUAUGAAUUCAUCACUAAUGGCACCCUCUUCGACUACAUACAUAAAGAGAAGAAGAUAUCCACCAGUUCCUGGGAAGUUCGCUUAAGGAUUGCUACUGAAACUGCCGAAGUCCUAUCAUAUUUACAUUCUGCAGCAUCAACACCAAUCAUUCAUAGAGAUGUUAAAUCCACUAACAUACUUUUGGAUGACAAUUACACAGCAAAAGUUUCAGAUUUCGGAGCUUCAAGGUUGGUUCCCCUAGAUCAAACUCAAUUGUCUACAAUGGUGCAAGGUACUCUUGGAUACUUAGAUCCUGAGUAUUUGCUUACGAGCCAGUUGACCGAAAAAAGUGAUGUUUAUAGUUUUGGAGUUGUCCUUGUGGAGCUAUUAACAGCAAAAAAGGUACUUUCAUUUGAUGGACCUGAAGAGGAGAGAAGUUUAGCUAUGUAUUUUCUUUCUUCAUUGAAAGAUGAUCGUCUUUUUCAAGUUCUUGAUGAACGCAUAGUGAACGAGGAAAAUAUUGAGCAGUUAAAAGAAACUGCUAACCUUGCAAAAAAAUGCUUGAAAUUAAAAGGAGAUGAGAGGCCUACUAUGAAAGAAGUAGCAAUGAAGCUAGAAAGAAUGAGAAUGGUGGAAAUGCUUCCAUGGACUGAUCCAAACGAGAAUGAAUACUUACUCGGUGAAUCUUCCCAUAUAGUUGAUAAUGGUUGUAGUAUUGGUUCCACAAAUACUGCAUACGACAGCUUAAAGGGCCAUAUAAUGCUACCCGUGAAAGAUGGAAGUCCAAGAAUCCAGGCUUAUAUAAUAUUUAAAAUCGAAAUGACAAAGAAAAUAUAUAGCCCACACUCGCCCUCCCAAAGGCUAAAGCAAAGCAUAGAGGCCAGCAAACACCCGGAUGACAUCGACCCCUUUUUUCUGCCUUUGAGCUCAUCCUCAAGCCGCCGGAAUCGAAUUCUGAUACUCCAACAAUUCGCUUCAAAUCAGGCUUCCAGCAACAGGGCAUCCAUGAAUCUACACGCUGAGUUUCUAUGGGCUAUGAUGUUAGCAGCAACAGCGGCAUCCCUAACCAUUCGACCCGACUGUGAAGGGGACUGUGGGAAUGUUAAUAUACCAUAUCCCUUUGGCACUAGAGACGGUUGUUUCCUGAACGAGGAUUUCUUUAUAAAUUGUAGUCGCAAUUCCACCCAUUCGCAGCCGCUUCUACGGAAAGGCAACUUCAUGGUCCAAGAGAUAAUGCUGGAGAAUCAUGAAUUGCGGGUCCUCAGUCCUGUAGCUAGGAGGUGCUACAACAAGACCGGCUAUCUAGUGAAAAACACACUCGUCUCGGGCAAUUUAAAGUUGUUUCCCUUCUCCAACAAGCGUAACAAGUUCACGGCUGUUGGGUGUGACACUGAAGCACUCUUCCGUGGAGAAAACGUCACUACCGGCUGUUUAUCGGUUUGCAAUAGCACCGAUAGUGUAACUAGUGGGUCUUGCACUGGAAUCGGGUGUUGCCAGACCUCCAUUCCCAAAGGUCUCCUCAAAUAUAAUGUCACCGUCCACACCUAUCACAACCACACUUUUACCUGGAGCUUCAAUCCCUGUAGCUAUACUUUCUUGGUGGAGGAAGGGUCUUUCAAUUUCUCCACGGCAGAUCUUAUAGAUCUACAAAAGAUAGAUAAGGUAUCAACGGUGCUGGAUUGGGCAGUUGGGAAUCAAACAUGCGAAGAAGCUCAAAAGAACUCGACAAGUUACGCAUGUAAGGAGAAUAGCAAUUGUACUAAGUCGGAUAAUGGUCCUGGGUAUCGCUGCUAUUGCUCUGUUGGCUACCGAGGGAACCCAUACCUCCCCAAUGGCUGCUAUGAUGUUGACGAGUGUGAAGAUCCAAAACUCAACGACUGCACCGACCGCUGUACUAACACUAUAGGAGGUUACAAUUGCUCUUGCCCAUGGGGUCACCAUGGGCAUGGGAGAGGCAAAGAUGGUUGCACCGCGGAUCAAUUGCUAUUCAUUAAGAUUACUAUUGGUGUAGGCAUCGGUCUUGUAGUAUUGUUGACAAGUAGCUCAUGGUUGUAUUGGAUACUCAAGAAAAGGAAGUUUCUCAAAGUCAAAGAAAAGUAUUUUCGACAAAAUGGUGGUUUGAUUUUAGAACAACAAUUUUCUAAACGAGAAGGAUCCAGUGAAAGAAGCAAGAUUUUUACCGCAGAAGAGCUUGAAAAAGCCACCAACAAAUAUAAUGAAAGCAAAAUCAUUGGUCAAGGAGGAUACGGUACUGUUUACAAAGGAAUUUUAAGUGAUGGUAGAGUGGUUGCUAUCAAGAAGUCAAAGAUGGUGGAUCAGAGCCAAGUUGGGCAAUUCAUAAAUGAGGUAGUUGUUCUAUCCCAAAUCAAUCAUAGAAACAUAGUCAAGCUCCUAGGUUGUUGCUUGGAGACAGAAGUUCCUUUACUUGUUUAUGAAUUUGUUACAAAUGGCACAUUGUUUGACUACAUUCACAAAGAAAACAAAGUGUCCCCCAUUUCAUGGGAAACACGUCUAAGAAUUGCUGCAGAAACUGCUGGAGUGUUAUCAUAUUUACAUUCAACAGCAUCUCCACCAAUAAUCCAUAGGGAUAUUAAAUCUAAUAAUAUUCUUAUGGACGACAAUUAUACUGCAAAAGUGUCCGAUUUUGGAACUUCAAGAUUAGUUCCACAAGAUCAAAUGCAGUUAUCUACCAUGGUACAAGGAACUUUGGGGUACUUGGAUCCUGAGUAUUUACAGACAAGUCAAUUGACUGAGAAAAGUGAUGUUUAUAGUUUUGGAGUCGUCCUUGUGGAGCUAUUAACAGGAAUGAAGGCACUUUCUUUUGACAAAUCUGAGGAAGAGAGAAGUCUAGCUAUGUAUUUUCUUUCUUCUUUGAAAGAAAAUCGUUUAUUUCAACUUCUUGAGGACAAUAUAUUGCACGAGGUAAAUGGUGAAGAACUCAAAGAAGUUGCUUUGCUUGCAAAGAGAUGUUUGGAAUUAAAAGGUGAAGAUAGACCUACUAUGAAGGAAGUAGCAAUGGAACUUGAAGGUAUGAGAAAAAUGAAAAUGCAUCCAUGGAUUGGUGAAUUGAAUUUAGAAGAGACGACUCACUUACUUGAUGAAUCCUCAAAUACUUAUCAGUAUGAUACUAAUGGUAAUGUCACGACUGUGUAUGAUAGCAUUAGGGAUCAUAUAACAUUACCAUUACAUGAUGCUAGAUAAGAUAUUUAUGUGUGAUUAUAUUAUCUUUUAAUAUGUUAUGCCCUCACUCUAUCUCAAUGUUUCAAGAUACUAUUAGAAAUAAAUGAUCAUCUCUCUCUUUCCCAUUCCA
Messenger RNA from Vitis riparia (riverbank grape), 4779 nucleotides. RefSeq lists its product as uncharacterized. Lineage: Eukaryota; Viridiplantae; Streptophyta; Magnoliopsida; Vitales; Vitaceae. Gene Ontology annotation, biological process: cell surface receptor signaling pathway; protein phosphorylation. Gene Ontology annotation, molecular function: calcium ion binding; ATP binding; polysaccharide binding. The transcript is spliced from 8 exons. The coding region runs from base 30 to 4670 and encodes 1546 amino acids. Gene Ontology annotation, cellular component: plasma membrane. The record is from RefSeq and is a predicted model, not a curated record.